AUGCUUACACAACAGACUCACCUCACAAACACUCAAUGCGGUCUUGCUGCCGGAGCCCUCCUUCUCGCAUAUUACCUUAUUCCCUAUUUACUCGACCCGCACGACUAUCGUCGCAGGUUUUCCGGACCCUUUGCUGCAUCACUCAGCAACUGGUGGCUCUCGCGUACCGCCCGUUCCGGACGAAACUAUGAGAUUAUCCACGAGCUUCAUGAGAGAUACGGUGAGUUUGUUCAGCUUGAUGAAAGUUUGUCAGGAUUGGGCCUAAUCACAUCAGUAUUGCCGAUCCAAAUGCUCUGGAGGCAAGCUGUAUACGGGCACUCGAAUGGACUAUUGAAGUCCGAUUUCUAUGACGCCUUCAAAGCCGAUCCAAACGGUGAUGUAUUUAAUGUUCGGGACAAGGCUGUUCACACAAUGAAGCGCAAACGUAUCGCCAACAUCUUCAGUCCACAAAAUGUCCAGGCUUUUGAGCCACGUGUACGGAGCCACAUCGAAAGGUUCUGUGCUGAGCUGGACUUGCGGUGCGAAGAGGCUCUGAAAUUCAUUUCGGGUUUCAACUGGGAUGCAAAAGAGGGCAGAGCAGUUCUCAAUAUAUGUCCCCAGUUCUCUUACAUUUCAUUCGACGUCAUCAGUGACCUGUCCUUGGGGGUGCCAUUUGGGCUAAUUGAAGCGCAGAAGGACUCGAUCCCUGCCGCCUUGUCUCUCGUUUCCACCAAGAACGUCGAAAACUUGCCUGUUAUCAGCAUGAUCGCUCAAGGUACCACGGGUGCCAUAGCUCUUGCACCUCACCCUCCGCUACUUCAGAAGAUACUCCUUUUCAGUGCACCCUGGCAUAUUCCAGACUUUAUUGCUCGCCGCGACUUUGUGGAAGUCAUCAAGGCGGCCGUCAACACCCGGAUCAGCAAAGUGGAGAACGGAACGGUCGAUAGCGAGAACAGAGGCGUCGACCUAGACGAGAUUGACGCUGAGGCUUUGGUGACCAUCGGCGCUGGCAGCGACACUACGAGCAAUUCCCUCGGUGCUCUCUGUUAUUACAUUGCUUCGAACCCUCAGGUCAAGAAGACACUUCAAGAGGAGCUCGACUCGGUCCAUGCUUCUGCUGAAAAGCACGAGUCCGAGUCUGCCUAUGGAAUUGCCAGUUAUGAGCAGGUCAAGAACCUUCCUUACCUCAAUGCUUGCAUAAAAGAAGCCCUGCGUCUGCACUCUACUGUCGGAGGAGGCCUCCCGCGAGUCGUUCCUCCCGGGAAGACAAUGACAGUAGCGGGCGAGACGUUCAACGAGGGAAGCAUCAUCAGUGUUCCUUCGUACUCCACCAACCGGUCAGACGUGUGGGGUGCGGACCCUGAAGUGUAUCGCCCAGAGCGCUGGCUGGAAGAUGGAUCGGAGGCACUGAACAAGUACCACGUUCCCUUCUCGACUGGCCCACGUGCUUGCGUUGGUCGCAAUCUUGCUAACAUGAACAUGAUAUUGAUCUCCGCGGCAUUCUUCCACCGAUACGAUGUUCAGUUGGCUACCCCUACCACCAAGUUUGAAGUCAAGGAGGGAUUUAUUCGGGAGGCAGUUCGAUGCGAUGUGGCGAUCAAACGCCGUGCUUGA
Molecule: messenger RNA, 1593 nt
Organism: Rhizoctonia solani
Lineage: Eukaryota; Fungi; Basidiomycota; Agaricomycetes; Cantharellales; Ceratobasidiaceae
Product: cytochrome P450 family protein
Exons: 10
Coding region: 1-1593 (530 amino acids)
Molecular function (GO): iron ion binding; monooxygenase activity; heme binding
Source: RefSeq, a predicted model, not a curated record